Acanthochromis polyacanthus (spiny chromis) is the source of this 994-nucleotide messenger RNA. Its product is annotated as extracellular calcium-sensing receptor-like. Gene Ontology annotation, cellular component: membrane. NCBI's taxonomy places the organism in Eukaryota, Metazoa, Chordata, Actinopteri, Pomacentridae. The transcript is spliced from 6 exons. Gene Ontology annotation, molecular function: G protein-coupled receptor activity. The record is from RefSeq and is a predicted model, not a curated record. The coding region runs from base 107 to 994 and encodes 295 amino acids. Gene Ontology annotation, biological process: G protein-coupled receptor signaling pathway.
GAAGCCCUCCAGUGCUGGGAAUUGUGGGUGAUUCUUCCUCGACACGUUCUAUUGCCAUCUCUGCUGUCUUAGGUUUGUACAGAGUACCUAUGGUAAGUUUUCCUCCAUGUCACUUACUUGUAUCAAUCUGAUUUAUUUGCAUGUUAUUGUAAGUUGUAGACACAAAUCAGUCAACUUUAACAAAGCUGGAAGCAACAGUAAAGACUUGGAGAGUAUUAGGAUAUGUAGUCUGUGUCUUCCACAGGUGAGCUAUUUUUCCACAUGUUCCUGCCUGAGCAACCGGCAAAAGUUUCCGUCCUUCUUUAGGACAAUCCCAAGUGAUGCUUUUCAGGUUCGUGCUAUGAUUCAGAUUCUAAAACACUUUGACUGGACUUGGGCAGGUCUGCUGGUCAGUGAUGAUGACUACGGACUCCAUGCUGCCCGAUCCUUCCAGUCUGACCUGAGUCUGUCUGGUGAAGGGUGUCUGGCUUACUUAGAAGUUUUGCCUUUGGGCACUGACCCAGCUGAACUGAGGAGAAUUGUGGAUGUGAUGAAGAAAUCCACAGCUCGUGUGGUCAUUGUGUUUGCACAUGAGGGUCACAUGAUUAAACUCAUGAAGGAGGUGAUGAGGCAGAAUGUAACAGGCCUGCAGUGGAUGGCCAGUGAAGCCUGGACAGCGGCUCCUGUGCUCCAGACCCCUCAGCUCAUGCCAUACUUGGGUGGCACACUGGGCAUCGCCAUCCGUCGCGGAGAAAUCCCAGGACUCAGGAAAUUCCUGUUACAAAUACAUCCCAGUCUGCACAACCACAGCAACAGCUAUGGGAACAGCAUGGUGAGAAGUUUACCCUUUUUUCCACCUCGAUCAGUGUGCAGUGAGAGCUGUCCUCCAGACUCCAUGGAGUGCAUCAUUUGUCCAGAGGACUUCUGGUCCAGCCCCCAGCGUGACCAAUGUGUUCCAAAGAAGACAGAGUUCCUCUCCUACCAUGAUCCUCUGGGCCUCCAAGCCAGGAGGUGA